AGAAGCAACUUAAUCGAUUAACAAAUGCUGAUAUUCAAGAUACAUUUCGAAAUUUCAAAAACAAUCGAAUUGUUUCAUAUGUUGAUUAUUUUCAAAAAGCAAAUUUAUAUCAUUAUCAUAUUUAUUCAUAUCCAUAUAAAUGGACUUUCUAUGAUGAUAUAACAAAUAAUUUUCUUGGUGGUUUAUAUCGAUGUGUUAGAGAAAUAUCAUUAUUUGAUGAACAUCCAUUUGAACAUGAAUUUUUUUGUCGAAUUACUCAAUCAUUUCCAUGUCUGAAAAAAUUACGUUUAUAUAAUUGUGAGGCACAAGAGAAUGAUAAUUUACAAUCAUUAAUGUAG
Messenger RNA from Rotaria sp. Silwood2, 338 nucleotides. Lineage: Eukaryota; Metazoa; Rotifera; Eurotatoria; Philodinida; Philodinidae. The record is from the annotation of a GenBank genome assembly.